Sclerotinia sclerotiorum 1980 UF-70 is the source of this 108-nucleotide messenger RNA. RefSeq lists its product with no specific name. Lineage: Eukaryota; Fungi; Ascomycota; Leotiomycetes; Helotiales; Sclerotiniaceae. Bases 1 to 108 code for a protein of 35 amino acids. The record is from RefSeq and is a predicted model, not a curated record. The transcript has a single exon.
AUGGCUAAAGAGCUUUGCACUUUGAGCAUUGGCGGCAUCAAAUGUAAGGUAUCAAGAAGUAUCAUCGAUAGAUUAACAUUUUUGUGGAGGUCGACUUGCAUUAUGUAA